Molecule: messenger RNA, 1551 nt
Organism: Phytomonas sp. EM1
Lineage: Eukaryota; Euglenozoa; Kinetoplastea; Trypanosomatida; Trypanosomatidae
Source: the annotation of a GenBank genome assembly
AUGACUAACCUUUUCACGCUUUCCAAGUUCCAUCCCGCACGGGGGGUGCGUUAUCGGGUGCGCCAACCCAGGGCCGCCGCGGUGGGUUUCGCGCUCUGCCCGUUCCGCCGAUCCGCGUCGUCGCUCACGCGCCGCAGCCUCGCGCGGCCCUCUGGGGAUCCCAACGCCCCUUCCGGCGGGGUUUCCUCGCGGGCCGGCUCGUUUCCGUUUCCGCUUUCCCUUUCGUCGUCCUUCGCGUCGCCUUCGGUGAAGGGAAAGGGAAAGGAAUCGCGUUGUGGGUUGUGCGAUCGGCCUUAUCAAAGCUGGCGGGAGCACGCGUCGACGCCGCUGCAUAUCGCGCGGGCGGCCGUCUGCGGGGCCUUCGCGAGCCCGGAGCGCGGCACCGCGAUUCUCUCGCAGCUGUCGAGGCACCUUCGGAUGGAUUUCGCGGGCGUCGACGCCGCGGCGUGGGAAAGGGAGCGUCGACGCCGCGCGCGGCUCGGAUCGACGCUACGCCACCUCGCGGAGCGCGGGAUCCUACGCGAGGGGCUCCCGUUUCACGCGGCCACCCCGAAUUCGACGGAGCCCCCCACCGAAACCGCCCAGCGGAUCGCAUCCGCGACGGCGAUCGAAGACGACCCCGAAACGCGGGCGAUGGCGCCCGUCGUCAGCGAUGGGUUUCUGCGCUACGUCCUCGUCGGGGAGGGGUAUGCGCGGGAGGAGGUGGUGAAUCGCGUCGCGCGGCUGAUCCCCGGCGCGAGCGCGGUGGAGUUGGAGGCGAUCGCGAUCUACACCUUAUCCCCUCGCCCACUCGCCCGGUUGUACGAUGAGGUUCGGAUGGAUCACAUCCUCGCGGCGCGGUCGCCAGGGGGGUCCGAACUCGCGCAUCGCCCAGAGGCGGCCCCUCCUUUGGCAGGGGAACCAACCUCGCCGGGGAAGGCCUCACGGCGUGUUUUUCUCGACGGCCGCGCGCUCGUUCUGCUCGGUUGCAUCGGGGAGCUCGUUCAGUUUCAGCGCCGCGAUCGGCCUCGGAGUGUGGCGAACAAGGCGGCCGCGGAGACGAUCGUCCUCCACGUGUUAGCCUCGCACGCGAUGGAAAAUCUGAUCUCGGAGCUCGUCCAUGGCGUUCUGCAGCGCAUCCUGCACGAAGGAACGCCCAUUUGGCGGCAAUUCCAGGCCGAGGCCGCGACGUACGACUUGGAGAGUCGAUAUUUCACGUCGAAAUCGUUAUCGGACGCCCCAAAGGCUAAAACGGACCCACCCUCGGCCGAUCCCCUUCCGCCGCCUUCCGAAUCUUUCUCUACCCGUACUGAGCAGCUGAUGGGUUUUUUUGUCGUUCAGGACGCUUGCGCGGAGGCGACCCCCCGUGGUACGCGAGAAGGGGAUGUAGCGCCGCAAGGUAACGCGCAAAUAUCGCCAACUUCUGCUUUGCCAAAGUAUCAGCCAUCGUGGCGGUCUUUGACGUGGAAUCUUUCGCCCAACGGCACCGCACUGGGUUCACCGCCGAAGAAUUUGAAGGCCUCUUCCUCGACCUCGAAGAUUUCUACUAAUCUUAAAAAAGAAACGCGCUAA